AUGGUGCGGCGCGACACGGAGCGCUGCCCACCCCCCCCCCGCGACGCCGCGCGCCGCGCCGCCGUGACGUCACGGGGGUCGAAUCAAUAUUAUACCGAAUGCCCUCCCUCCGUCGUCGUCGGUCCUCGCGAGAGCGCAGACGGCCGACCGUCUCAGUACGAGGUGGCCCCCGCGACUGUACGGGACGACGACGGCAACGUCGCCGACGACGACGACGACGACGACGACGACAGCGGCAGCGACGAUCACGGCCACGAUUACGAAAACGACGAUCCGUUCGAUCUCCGGACCGUGCUGAUCCCCGCGAUCGGUCCCGUGGGCGCAGGAAAUAGGCGAGGGGGGAGGGAAACGAAGAAACUAGGCAGGCAGGGAAGCAGCGGGCUCAGUGAGUUGGGUGAAAAUCGAUGGCCAUCAGCGCCCAUGGGCGGCCUCGCGUUUAGGACAAGGAAUAGCCCCUCCCAGAAGACCUCGCUCCGGUGGGGUGACUGCUGCCCCCCAAAUCCCAACCAAGCGUCGUCGUCGGUCGUCUGGAAGCAUCGUCUUCAAGAAAUGCCGCCGGUGCCCGUAUAUCCGGACAAUCCCAAAGCGGAUCACCCGCCGAACUUCUCGGACCUACGUCUCCGUCAGCUCGAGCUCACGCCGGUGGACCCCUAUUCCCCGAAAAUGAUCAACAUCGCCGGGGUAGUUUCCAUCGUUCUCUUUUACCUGCUGAUCUUGGGCGUGGGAAUAUGGGCGGCCAGGAAAAAGGAAGCCGGCAACGACUCCGAGGAGGAGGUCAUGCUAGCCGGCCGCUCAAUCGGGCUCUUCGUCGGGAUAUUCACGAUGACGGCGACCUGGGUCGGUGGUGGUUACAUCAACGGCACCGCCGAGGCAAUCUACACCAGGGGUCUGGUCUGGUGCCAGGCACCCUUUGGAUAUGCUCUCAGCCUCGUUUUCGGUGGUAUUUUCUUCGCGAACAAGAUGCGACAGCAGGGGUACGUCACGAUGUUGGAUCCGCUUCAAGACGCGUUCGGAGAGCGUAUGGGCGGCCUCCUCUUUCUACCUGCUCUGUGCGGCGAGGUUUUCUGGGCGGCGGGUAUCCUCGCAGCACUUGGCGCCACGCUGGCGGUCAUCAUCGACAUGGACCAGGGCACUUCCGUCAUCCUGAGCGCCUGCAUCGCUGUUUUCUACACCCUCUUCGGCGGUCUCUACUCCGUCGCUUAUACCGACGUCAUUCAGCUCUUCUGCAUAUUCAUCGGUCUGUGGAUGUGUAUCCCGUUCGCUUGGUCCAAUCCAAAGGUACAAUCCCUUAGUUCCAUGGACGUUGAUUGGAUCGGCAAAGUGAGUCCCGAGGAAUAUUGGUAUUAUUUGGAUUACGGUUUACUUUUGAUAUUCGGCGGUAUACCUUGGCAAGUGUACUUCCAACGUGUCCUCUCCUCGAAAACCGCGGGGAGAGCUCAAGUAUUGAGUUACGUCGCCGCUAUAGGUUGCAUCCUGAUGGCCAUUCCCCCCGUUUUGAUUGGAGCGAUUGCCAAAGCAACUCCUUGGAACGAGACGGAGUACACUGGUCCUUAUCCUUUCACGGAGACGGAAACCAGCAUGAUUUUACCGUUGGUCUUGCAACAUCUGACACCAGACUUCGUUUCCUUUUUCGGGCUGGGAGCGGUAUCGGCGGCGGUGAUGUCUUCUGCGGACAGCAGCAUCCUCUCUGCUAGUUCGAUGUUUGCUAGAAACGUUUAUAAAUUGAUCUUCCGUCAGCGGGCGUCAGAGAUGGAGAUCAUCUGGGUGAUGCGAGCGGGAAUCGGCGUGGUUGGCAUACUGAGCACCGUGAUGGCCCUCACGAUACCGUCGAUCUACGGGCUCUGGUCCAUGUGCUCGGAUCUGGUCUACGUGAUUCUGUUCCCGCAGCUGCUGAUGGUGGUGCACUUCAAGGACUACUGCAACACCUACGGCAGCCUAUCAGCGUACAUAAUCGCCUUCCUGGUGCGCAUCAGCGGCGGCGAACCGAUGAUGGGGUUGCCCCCGCUAAUACGUUACCCGGGCUACGACGAGGAGACAUCGACGCAAAUGUUCCCAUUCAGGACAAUGGCGAUGCUGAUGUCGCUAAUAACCCUGGUGGGAGUGUCGUACGGCACACAGCUCGCCUUCCUGACCGGCCGGCUCGCCCCGGGUUACGACGUCUUCAGAUGCGUGGUGAACAUCCCAGAGGACGUCGAGCGAGUGGGCCCGGACCCGGCCGAGGGUGAGCAGAUGGCGGUCCUAGCUGCGGGCGUCGGCAGGCUCUACGGCAGCAAGGACGAAUCGAACGGCCGAGUGAAUCCUGCGCUCGAGCCGGACUACGACAUGGAGCCGGGAUGUACGAUGGUCGGAGGUACAAUGGACGGCAUCGUCUGCGACGGCGGCGGCGGCGGCGGCGGCGGCUCGACACCUGGUGGUGGACACCUGGUGCCACGUGUGCCCGGCGGCGCGUCCCGUCAGCCACAAUCCAGCACCGCGUUCUAAUUCCUGGUUCCGUGAUCGGAUGCUGUGACCAACAAUAAGUGCGGCGGUGCGGGUCUCUCUGUCUUUUGUUUCCUUCCUCCAGCUCCACCCUCGUGUGUGAUCCUCUUCUCUCGCUCCCUCCCGUCUGCGUCUUUCGUUCGGAAGUUUGCCCCUGCAGUCGGUUCUCUUCGAAGACCUUGCUGCUUCUUUCAGCGGUAUGUUUAUUUCAAUUUCACGGUUUCCUCUUACACUCUCGACAGCAUCAAUUUUUUACAUAUGUAAUAAAAGAUCGUUCCAAGUGUUAAGUCUCUAAGGGAGGGAUCGGAGAUCUUAUUUCGAUCAGUUCCGUUGUUAAUAUCGUUGUAUAUAAGAUGCGUGAUUGAGAUAGUUUAUUUACCAAAGAUAAUUAUUAAUGAAAUAAUUGCUGAAAUCAUUCCGAAGGAAACUCUUGAACAAGAAUUAAUACUAGAACGUCUCUAAUUUGCCUGCGCGUUGUUUUGCAUCUUGAAUCUAGUCUAUCGACACAAGGCGCGUAAUCAUAUAAUAUACAUUUAGCCAGCAUUGCUUCUUCUAAUCUAAUGUGUCUCCAAGGGAAGAUAAUUAUCGUGAACUGCGAAGAUAAUUAUCGUGAUGAUCCUAUACCGUAGAUAGUCGGAAUUGUUAACGGCAGAAAUUGUCCCUCUUGGAGGGGUCGUUCUAGUGUUAAUCGACUUUUUUCCGACUUUCCCAGCUGGUUACGUAAACCCACGGUCUCCUGUUUUCCAGUUCACUUUUCCUUUUUCUACCCGCCGGUACGUCCACGGAGCUCCGAGAUGAGCCAACAAUGCGGUGGCCUGCGGUAAGUCUGAUACGAAAUUUCUUUCGUACUCGCGUACCUAUGAGUAUGUAUUUGUGCGUGCGUGCGUGCGUGCGUGUAUGUGUGUGCGUGUGUAUCCGCAUGUUGCUGGUGCCCGUCUAACGAUCUGUACCUGCCCGCGUCCGCUCGCGCUCGUGUUCCCAAUUCCCAUCGCUGCUCAGAAAAAGCAAUAAACUAAUGAGAAAAUGGGGAUAAAAAAGGGGGGACAGAAAGCGGAAGAAUAAGGUGAUUGGAAAGUACGCGCGAGCGGCAAGGGGAUAAAGCGUAGCGUUUCCAAACCGGAAGUCGGAGCUUCGGGCGUAUUCAGGCCGGACAUCCCUACCCCGCACCGCCAAUUAGGCCUAGUGAUUUCCUUGUUUUCU
This is a messenger RNA of Trachymyrmex septentrionalis, 3678 nucleotides long. RefSeq names its product high-affinity choline transporter 1 (gene ChT). Gene Ontology annotation, cellular component: plasma membrane. The record is from RefSeq and is a predicted model, not a curated record. Gene Ontology annotation, biological process: acetylcholine biosynthetic process; transmembrane transport; choline transport. Lineage: Eukaryota; Metazoa; Arthropoda; Insecta; Hymenoptera; Formicidae. Gene Ontology annotation, molecular function: choline:sodium symporter activity.